This is a messenger RNA of Paramuricea clavata, 3150 nucleotides long. The record is from the annotation of a GenBank genome assembly. NCBI's taxonomy places the organism in Eukaryota, Metazoa, Cnidaria, Anthozoa, Malacalcyonacea, Plexauridae.
AUGGAACUUAGGACACAACAUUUAUUUAAUAUUAAAUUUAAUACUAGACGCUUUAGGAAUAGUUUUAUAACUUAUAAUUCAUUGAAGAUGUAACUUUAAUACUAAAUUUUUUUUUACCUAUUUCUAAAUCAUACCUUAAUCUUAAACGUAUUUCAGCUAUAUGGCUGCUAGUUUUAAGAAAUAAAUCCUCUAUCUAUCUAUCUACCUAUCUAUCUAUCUACCUAUCUAUCUAUCUAUCUAUCUAUCUAUCUAUCUAUCUAUCUAUCUAUCUAUCUAUCUAUCUAUCUAUCUAUCUAUCUAUCUAUCUAUCUAUCUAUCUAUCUAUCUAUCUAUCUAUCUAUCUAUCUUCCAGAGUUCGUAAUAAACCUAGUCCUUGGCUUAAUUCAGAACUCAAAUAUUUAAUGAUAAAUAGAGAUAAACUGAAGAAAAAGGCUAUUUCAUCCAAUAAUUCUGAAUCUUUGUCUGCUUAUAAGCAGCAAAGAAAUUUUGUAAAUAAUAAGAUCAAAAAAGCGAAAAAGGCAUAUUUUCAAGACGAACUCAACAGAAAUGUAAAUAAUGUUAAAGAAACAUGGAAAAUUUUAAAUAAUGGUUGGGAAAGAAAUCGGAUAACAUCGAAAUAAACACGCUGUCAUCUGACUCAGGAGAAAUCUUAACCGAGUCAUUUGACAUUGCAAAUUCGCUUAAUAAACAUUUCGUUGGAAUUGGUCCGAAAUUGGCCUCCAAUGUUCCCCUUUUAGGCAAGGUUGCAACAGCUAAGGAUUACAUGACGCAGGUUGAAUCAUCAUUUGAAUUUCAAAAGAUAGAUUCUAAAGACGUCUUUAAAUUAACAAACAAAUUAAAUUUGCGUAAAGCUUCGGGCUGUGAUAAAAUAUCAAAUAGAUUAUUAAAAAUAUCUGGUCCUUAUAUUUAUGAAGCUUUAACAAAUUUGUUCAAUCUUUCUCUUACAACAAAUAAAUUUCCGACAAGGUGGAAUAUUGCAAAAGUCUUCCCAUUACAUAAAACAGAGGAAAGGGAUAAUGCAAAUAAUUAUAGGCCUAUUUCGGUGUUAUCUUCAAUUGCACGUCUUUUUGAGCGCCUUGUGUAUAACCAAAUGUAUGCUUAUUUAUCUAAACAUAGACUAAUCAAUACCCGUCAAUCUGGAUUCCGUUCACUUCACUCUACCAUGACAGCCUUACUGGAUAUGACAAAUCAAUGGUGUUUUAAUAUUGAUAAAGGGAUGUUAAACGGUGUGAUUUUUCUUGAUCUAAAGAAGGCUUUUGACACCAUUGAUCAUGAAAUUUUGCAAAUGAAACUUGCAUGUUAUGGUUUGAAAGAGUGUAGUUUGGUAUGGGUUGAAUCCUACUUGACAAAUAGGGUACAAGUUUGUCAUGUAAAUGGCAUAUAUUCAAAUGAAGAAACCAUUUCCUGCGGGGUUCCACAAGGUUCCAUUUUGGGUCCGGUCUUAUUUUUGCUUUAUAUAAAUGACCUACCCAGUUGUUUGGAACAUGGAUCGAAUUGCCAGGCUAUUUGCUGACGAUACAAAUAUCACUUCCACAGGUUGCAAUUUGGAAUCGGUCGAAAAUAAAAUGCAGAUUGAGCUUAAUAAAAUAUUCAAGUGGCUUUGUGCAAACAAGUUGACACUGAAUAUUUUAAAAACCGAUUUCAUGGUUAUUGCUUCUCGACAAAAGCUAGCGGCCUUGGGAGACUCAAUAACAUUGUCAGUAAACGGUGUUUCAUUAAGCCAAGUUCGUUCGGUGAAAUCCUUAGGAGUAAACAUAGACGAAAUCUUAACUUGGGAAAACCAUGUGGAGAGUAUUCGCUUAAAAGUAUCCCGUAAUAUUGCUACUUUGAGGCGAUUAAAGCCCAUUUUAACACAAAAAAACCUAGUAUCACUCUAUCGGGCGAUAAUUGAACCAUAUUUCAUUUAUUGCUCCGUAGUUUGGGACAGCCUUGGUCAAACAUUAGACAAGUCUCUACAAAUUUUACAAAAUAGGGCUGCCCGUGUGAUAACUGGGGCACAUUUCUCAACAUCAUCCUCAAAACUCUUAAAAGAACUUGGCUGGAUGAAUAUUCAGGAAAUGAGGUAUAAACAAAAGGCUAUGAUGAUGUAUAGAAUAGUAAAUGGUAAUGCACCAUCUUAUUUAAUAGACAUAUUUAAACAUUGUCAUGCUUUGGAUAUAUAUAAUCUCAGAAGGUCUAAAAUAACCUUCGAACUUCCAAAAAAUCGAACACUGUAUUACAAUUCAAGUUUUGCCUUCACUGGUGCUAAAUUAUGGAAUUCUCUUCCGGAUGAGAUAAAAGACGCACCAUCACUUAAAAUAUUUGUAAAAAUGUUAGACUCGACUAUAUUCUGUGCCAACUAGAAUAUGUUUUCUGUAUAUAGUUUUAUAUUGAAAUAUUAAGAUACACGGCUUUUAGGAAGAACAAAUGUAAAUAUGUCAUAUCUACAAUUGAUAAAACCACCGUGGUUAAAUAAAAAUUUCAAUCAAUCAAUCAAUCAAUCAAUCUAUCUAUCUAUCUAUCUAUCUAUCUAUCUAUCUAUCUAUCUAUCUAUCUAUCUAUCUAUCUAUCUAUCUAUCUAUCUAUCUAUCUAUCUAUCUAUCUAUCUAUCUAUCUAUCUAUCUAUCUAUCUAUCUAUCAAUCAAUCAAUCAAUCUAUCUAUCUAUCUAUCUAUCUAUCUAUCUAUCUAUCUAUCUAUCUAUCUAUCUAUCUAUCUACCUACCUACCCCCCUACCCACCUACCCACCUACCCACCUACCCACCCACCCACCCACCUACCCACCCAAAAAGUCGACACCACAGGACAGAACUUUCUACAAGUCAGAUCACCCCUCAACUCGGCCUGAGUUAGUCAAAUCGCCACCCGAAUCAGUGGUCGAUAGCAAGCAAGGGAUUGCGUCCCUUUCUGAGAAAUGCAAUGACACGGAGCCAUCUUCACCCGAGUUUAAACCAAGCGUUGACAAAACUAAACCUGAUUUAACAACUACAUUACUCGAAAUGAAUCAGCAAUUGGUUAGUGCUAUGAAGCAGGGAACCGAAACAACCACUGUUAUGAAAGCCAUGUUACAGCGGCAAGGGAUUCCGAAACCCCAGCCAAUGAAAUUUAGAGGUGACCCUGCUCAGUUUCAUGUUGUUAAGAAGCGGGUGGAGGUUUGGUUAAACGAAAGCUAG